AGUGCUGUUUUUGUAUAAUUUGUAGGUUAAAGUUAAAGUGAUUGUAAACAAUUUUUAUUUAUUUAUUGGUACGUUCCAAGCACCUUUAACAAAAUGAAAAUUAAAAAGCAACAACGUCGGAAAAAGUAUCUUCAUAAACUAAAUCGGAAGAGAAUGAAUAAAAAUCAAAAAAGUACUGGGACUGUUGUAUGCAAAGUUAUGAAAGAUAAUUGGGAUCAUAAAAAAACUACACUACGGAACCUAAAGGAAAUGGGCUUAGCUAAUGAUCCUAAUAAGGUUAUAAAAAUUCCUAAUUUCAAGCAAGAGCAAUUAAAAAAGGCCAUCAAAUUAGUGAAAAAUUAUAAUUCCGAAUCUGAGCAAGAAGAAAAUGUUUAUAAGCCUCCUAAAAUAGAUGUUUUGGAGAAAUUGGAAAAGGAAGCAAAAGCACCUAGAGAACGAAGAUUUAUGUUACCGAAGGGACAGGUAGAGUUUAUUACAUACCUGAUGGACAAAUAUGGACAUGAUUACAAAGCUAUGUCUAGAGAUAAAAAAAAUUAUUACCAAGAAACAUGGAAACAAUUGAGAGCAAAAAUAAAAACUUUUAUGGGAAUCCCAAAACAGUAUGGGGAGUAUUUGAAAUCCAGAGGAUUAAUAGACAAAGAUAAUGACAAUGAGUUGAAGAAAGAAGCACAAUCUUUAGUAAUGGAUGAUAGUGAUUGAAUAUUUGCAAUAAUAAUACCAGUACACACAACAUUUUGAUAUAACAAUUUAUUAUCGUUUGGUUCCUAAUAUUUCUGGACAUACAUUCAUUAUGGACAUCAUGACCUCUGUUUCAUAAUUGUACCAAACAUAAAUACACUAUUAAAUCUCAAAUUAAACAACUU
This is a messenger RNA of Diatraea saccharalis (sugarcane borer), 863 nucleotides long. The record is from the annotation of a GenBank genome assembly. NCBI's taxonomy places the organism in Eukaryota, Metazoa, Arthropoda, Insecta, Lepidoptera, Crambidae.